Molecule: messenger RNA, 684 nt
Organism: Camellia sinensis
Lineage: Eukaryota; Viridiplantae; Streptophyta; Magnoliopsida; Ericales; Theaceae
Source: RefSeq, a predicted model, not a curated record
UCGCAAUCGAGUGGCAUACUGGAAUGAAUAAUAAUUAUGUUGAAGCGUAUAGAAUUGCCUCCGACUACUACAGGGCGCACGUGCUUAAAGUUCCAUGUCGGACGUCCAUAUUGACGGGGAGGGCAUGGAUUUUGGAAUUGUAUAAUGGACACAGUGGCAUAUUUCGCUAUGAACUGUGCAUGCCCAAAGUCGUUUUUACCCGUUUAUGUGGCACACUAGUGAACGACUUCGGGUUGCAUGUACCUGAGCGGGACCACGGCUUGCACGUUGAGGAGAGUGUUGCAAUCUUCAUUCACGUCCUAAAAAACUUGCCUAACCGCGAGCUUCAAGAAAGAUUCCAACACUCCGGUGAAACAAUAUCACGUCAUUUUCAUAAUGUUCUGAAAGCAAUGAAAAAGUUUACCGUCGCGCACUGUCGGCCGCCCACAGAUUUCCAAAACAGGAGGGAUCCCCACCUGCAGAGCCAACCACAGUAUUUGCCGUUUAAGGAUUGUUUAGGUGCAUUGGAUGGGACACACGUGCCAGCGUACAUAAAGGAGUCCGAAGCAGCCCCGUAUUUUAGCCGAAAGGGUUGCCACACUCAAAAUAUUUUGGCAGUGUGUGAUUUCAAUAUGUGUUUCGUCUUUGUGUCAUGUGGUUAGGAGGGUAGCAUGCAUGACAGCCGGAUUUUAAACAUUGUGACCG